Molecule: messenger RNA, 1963 nt
Organism: Dermochelys coriacea (leatherback sea turtle)
Lineage: Eukaryota; Metazoa; Chordata; Testudines; Dermochelyidae
Product: 39S ribosomal protein L2, mitochondrial-like
Exons: 1
Coding region: 147-677 (176 amino acids)
Biological process (GO): cytoplasmic translation
Cellular component (GO): ribosome
Molecular function (GO): structural constituent of ribosome; RNA binding
Source: RefSeq, a predicted model, not a curated record
AGGUCAACAGAAGCCCAGGUAAAGCACUUGAAGGCUGCUGAAUCCCCUCUCCCAAACCAACAAGAUCACUAGCAGGUUCCUCUGGGCAGCCUUGUCUGCCUACUACUGUGCAUGGGAUCAGCGGGGGACACAAGCAGCGCUACCACAUGAUUGACUUCCAGUGGCUGUGCUACGGACCUGGGGCUGAGUCAGGCCCCUACGAGGAGAAGGUGAUCCAGGUCCAGUACGACCCCUGCAGGUGGGCUGAUAUCGCCCUGGUGGCUGGCAGUAAGCAGAAACGCUGGGUCAUUGCAACAGAAAACAUGCAGCCUGGCAACCUCAAAACCUCGGGGCACAUAAGCAGCAGGAUGGCACUCUCCCCCAAAGAAGGGGAUGCAUACCCUUUGAGAGCUCUGACUGUGAGGACCCUGAUCAAUAACCUGGAAAGCCACCCUGGGAAAGGAGCACAGUACAUCCAAGCAGCAGGGACCUAUGGGGUGUUACUGUGGAAGGUGAAUGGAACGGCCAUCAUGCAGCUGCCCUCUAAGAGAUGCAUGCAGGUGCUGGAGACCUGCAUAGCCACCAUGGGGCGAGUUUCCAACAUUGACCACAACAAGCAGAUCAUUGGGAAAGUUGGCCAGAACUGCUGGCUGGGGAGGCGCCUAUGCAGCGGCUUAUGGCACUGCAAGGGCUGCUGAGCGGGACGCAAGAUCAAACCACUCCCACCCAUGAAGAGCUAUGUCAGCCUGCCCACAGCAGCAGCUUGGGCUUGACACCUAGCCCCGGUGCCUGCCUCUCAAUAAAAUCAGCUUUUCAACUCUCUCUCUCUCUAAAAAAGGAAUAAUUAACCCAUUAUUAACAGGACAGGGAAUUCUGUGGAAAGCCGAGGGUCUGAAACAGAUCAAUAGGCAAUAGAAAAUCUACGUCUGUUGGGGAUGGGAUGGAAUUUAAUGUGUGUAAUAUACCAUAGGGGUGAUAGUGCACCCUGUUGGGAUGGCAUCUAGAACAGCAUGUGGCGUUUAGGAAACUACGAAAGAUGUAAAAAAUCUUGAGAAUUCAUAAAAGGGCAAUCAAAAGAGAUGAAGAUCUGGGAAGAGACUGAGGGAGCUAAAUGAGGAGAGUAUAGAAAUAUAUAGACUUUCUAGACUGCUGAAUAAAAGAUUAGGUCGUGUUGGUGGGGGAGUGGCACAAUAUGUGAAAGAGAGCAUGGAGUCAAAUACAGUAUAAAUCUGAAAUGAAUCAGACGACGCCAUGAUUUCUCUAUGGAUAGAAAUUCCAUGCUUGAAAAUGAGUAGAGCACUAGGAAUAUGCUACCAACCACCUGACCAGGAUGGUGGCAGUGAUUCUGAAAUGCUCUGGGUAAUUUAGGCUACAGAAUCAGAAAACCCAGUAAUAAUGGAGGAUUCCAACGAUCCCCAUAUUGAUUAAGAAAAUGUCACCUCAGGAUGGGCAGAAAUAAAAUUUCUAGACACCUUUAAUGACUGCUUUUUUGAGCAGCUAGUCCUGGAACCCACAAAGGGAGAGGCAAUUCUUGAUUUAGUCCUAAGUGGAGCACAGGAUCUGGUCCAAGAGGUGAAUAUAGCUGAACCACAUGAUAGCAAUCAUAAUGUCAUUAGAUUUAACAUCUUUGUAGGAUGAAAAAUACCAAAGAAACCCACCAUAGUAGCAUUUAACUUAAAAAAAGUGGAACUACACAAAAAGGAGGAGGCUAGUUAAAUGGAAAUUUAAAAGGAACAGUCACAAGAGUGAAAUGUCUGGAAGUUGCAUAGAAACGUUUAAAAAACCCACCAUAAUUCAUGUAUAAACCCCCAAUUUAAAAAAAAAGGGGGGGCAAGAGGACCAACAAAAUGGACAUCCUCAAUGGAUGAGCAACAGAAUAAAAGAGGUGGUUAGAGACAGGCAGAUUUUAAAAAUAGGAAGUCAAAUCCUAUUGAGGAAGAUAGGAAGGAGCAUAAACUCUGGCAAGUCAAGUGUAAAAGUCUAC